UGAUUUCUAGUCUAACGUCAAUUCACACUCCACAUUUUUUGUUGGCAAUGUUGGAAGUCAGUGUCCCAAAUUACUAAAGCCCUGUUAGUACAGCAGUCGCCAACUUGUCAGUGAUCAUGUCAAAGAUGCCACCACACAAAUUCCAUUCAUGCUGCAUUGUUUAUUUACAAGGUCAGAUCCCAGACUCUGUCACCGACAAAUCACCAACUAUUGUACAAACAAACUAAGACACCCAGCUCAAUAUAACAAAAACCAGAAUUUUAGGACUAGCUGUCAAAGAAACUGGGAAAAUCAAUUUGAAAUAGACUUCUAUUUUUUAAACACCAGCGAAGGCUAUACACCUAAGGAACGUUGGAAGUAG
Acanthoscelides obtectus is the source of this 361-nucleotide messenger RNA. The record is from the annotation of a GenBank genome assembly. Lineage: Eukaryota; Metazoa; Arthropoda; Insecta; Coleoptera; Chrysomelidae.